This is a messenger RNA of Onychomys torridus (southern grasshopper mouse), 727 nucleotides long. RefSeq names its product immediate early response gene 5-like protein. Bases 1 to 693 code for a protein of 230 amino acids. The transcript has 3 exons. NCBI's taxonomy places the organism in Eukaryota, Metazoa, Chordata, Mammalia, Rodentia, Cricetidae. The record is from RefSeq and is a predicted model, not a curated record.
AUGGAGCCUGUAAGGAUGAGAUCACGGGGCCAUGAAUUUGCAGACAGGAAACCUUACUGUAGCAGAGGAGGCGGCAGGGGAGAGAGUGCGGGGGUGGAGGACCCGCUAGCUCCCGAGGUGAGGCUCACAGGGUUGGAGGCCAGGCCUGCCUGGGGUCCCCUAGAAAGCCCCGCCGUGGCGCGAGGGACGCCCCGCACUCACCCGCUGCUGCUGACGGCUGCUGACGGCCACCGCGGCGGCGGACGCGGCACUGUGCCGGAGCUCGGCGGCCUGCCCGGGUCUCAGCAGGCUCCGGGUGAACCUGCGGGUCCGCUCGCCAGCCAUGCCCCGCCGCGUUGCUGGCUCCUCGGCCCGGCCCCGGAGCGAAUGUGUCCCGCCGGUCCCCCGGCCGCGCCAGCCUGCUCUACCCACCCGCCGUUCAGGAAGCGGAACUCGGAGCCUUUCCCCCCCUCUUCCCCGCUCAACUCACAAGAGGCGGGUUUUUCUCGCGCGCACCCCCACUCUGCCCACCCCCUUCUCUCCCGCUCGAGCUCCGCGGCGACUUUGCAAACUCUGCGCCACUCCCGCCGUGCGGCCAACUCGGCCCGGCUAAGGCGCAUCUGCAGCGGGAGCCCCGGGACGCGCGUGCGGUGGCUCCACCCGCGCCGCCCACCCGGGACUAGGCUUAAAAGAAACCUGAAGCACAAAUCUUAAAUGGUCUUAUUAAUAAGAACAAACCCAAGGCCAA